Molecule: messenger RNA, 2027 nt
Organism: Pseudogymnoascus verrucosus
Lineage: Eukaryota; Fungi; Ascomycota; Leotiomycetes; Thelebolales; Thelebolaceae
Exons: 6
Coding region: 291-1772 (493 amino acids)
Biological process (GO): carbohydrate transport; transmembrane transport
Cellular component (GO): membrane
Molecular function (GO): carbohydrate:proton symporter activity
Source: RefSeq, a predicted model, not a curated record
AGCUAGGCUAGAUUCGAGUCAAUUGGGACUGCCAUUGAUGUAGUUGUGUAAGUGAGGUUGCGGGGGAAUGAGGCGUUCCGUACCAUAAUGCUCGUGCUACUCAAUCCAAAUUCUCGGACAACUCUCUCGAAGCACAUUAACCCGAUGAUGCGAAGCCUGCAAUUAAGAGAGUAUCCCUUUUUGGCCGUGCGACGGGACGUCUGGAUAUCAUCAGAAUUGAUAUUUAAAGGGUGUUGAUCGCCGCAUGUUCUCGCCUUUGUUAUGCGCAAGGCAUCUCUAAGUGUUUAAUCAUGGGUUAUUAUAUCAUAAUCGUGGCAUUGGUCGUCGCCAUCGGCGGCUUUGUGUUUGGUGUUGAUUCCGGCAUCAUGGGCACAACUCUUGGUCAUAAUACAUUCAAGCUGUAUAUGCUAGGCCCAACGAUGAAGAAUCCAUCGUUAAUUGGGGCAAUCGUUUCACUAUACAAUACUGGACAAGCACUUGGAACCUUUAUAACAGGUUAUUCAGCGGACAGAUUUAGUAGAAGGUGGACAAUUUGCGCAGCUGGCAUUAUAUCAACCAUUGGUGCAGCCUUGCAAUCUGGGGCCGCAAAUGUUGGGAUGAUGAUCGCUGGUAGAUUCAUUGCCGGUCUUGGUUGUGGGAUGAUUCUCACAGUCGUUCCCGUAUACAUCGCUGAAGUGUCGCCGCCCAAACAGCGAGGUAUGAUUGUGGGACUUCAGGGAAUGAUGAUCUCCAUCGGUUUCUUCACAGCAAAUUGGAUAGGAUAUGGAGGGGAUUUUGCGACGGGAGACGCACAAUGGCGCAUUCCGCUUGCUAUGCAAAUCCCAGGAGCCAUUUGUCUCUCCAUCGGUUGUUUUUUUAUCCCAUAUAGUCCUCGAUGGUUAAUCCAGAAGGAGCGUUAUGAGGAAGCUAAGAAAACUCUACUUGCCCUUUACGGAGAUAAAGGAGAAGAUUUUCUCAGCCAAGAGUUCUCGCAGAUCCACGACCAAAUUCAACUCGAGCAGACUGCCAGCCGCACAAAGUUCCUGAAAGCUGCCGGGGAGCUCUUCUCCCGACGUUACAUCCGGCGCACCGGCACGGCUUGUUUCAUUCUCAUGAUGGGCCAGUUGAGCGGCUCAACGGUGAUCCAGAAUUACCAAAACACGUUCUACGCCGCCGUGGGCUUUACUGGGCGGACCGCGCUGCUAAUCAGCGGUGUGUACGGUAUCAUGGGCGUUAUAGGCCAAGUAAUCUACCUCGUCGCUGUUGCUGAUAAGUGGCCGCGCACCCGCACACUCUGGGUUGGCUCAUUCUUCCUCUGCGUCAUGAUAUCGAUCUGCAUGGCUCUGUCCGCACAAUUUCCGGCAGGAACAACUAGCAUUGCAGGUCCCCGCGCCGCUAUCGCGUUCAUCUUCAUCUACUCCUGCGGCUAUGCAGUAUUCUUUAACGCCAUGGUCUGGGUUGUGCCCUCUGAGCUAUUCCCAUUUUUUCUCCGCACCAAAGGCCUCGGAUUAGCGGUAUUUUCGAAGUCCGUCGUUGCUAUUGUUUUGGCACAGAUCACACCAGUGGCGAUUCAGAACGUAGGAUGGAGGUACUACGCCCUAUUCAUUGCGACAAAUUUUGCGGCGGCUUUCGUGUACUACUUUUUCCUUCCGGAGACUAUGGGGAAAUCGCUAGAAGAGAUUGCGGAGCUCUUCGGGGAUGCGGUCGUGACAGAGCACCAAGGCGACAUCGAUAAUAUAGAGAAAGAGAAGGAUGUUAUUCCUCAGAGCAAGCAUGCUGAGACAUCGGUCUAAGGAGGAACAUAAGUGUGGACUGGCUUCUGUUCGACUUGCAACUUCAACCUAUUAUCCUCAUAGUCGACACAUGCCCCUUCGUGCCAGUCUGGAUUAAGUCGGCAAGUCUCCGUAUUCUAGGAAGUGACAGUUACUUAUUGCUCUUAUUUCAAUGUUGAGAGCGACUUUUAUGUAGUUUCUUUGGUAUAUUUUAUCAUCAAAUAAUAUAUCCAUAUAUAUGUUAAAACAAAUCUAACUUAACGAUUUGAAAUGGUC